GAAUGCAGUUGUUAACUGGGAGAAGGGGUGUUGCCAUUUUGUAUGCAUAUAUGUUGCUCGGUCUGGGUUUUCUAAGGACUGUUACUCCUGAUUUUGGUGGUUUGACAAGUCGAGAACAACAGCUUGAGGGGACUUUUAGGUUCAUCCAUGAAAGACUGCGCACUCAUGCUGAAUCUGUUGCUUUCUUUGGAGGCGGUGCUCGGGAAAAAGCAGUAAGAUAUUUAACUAAUUGUUGUAUCUGAUACAUUUGAAUGCCUACCAUUGUUUUCAUCAUUUUUUUACACUGAUGUAGGCAUUUCCUUGUGAAAAAUUAGAUGGA
Messenger RNA from Hibiscus syriacus, 319 nucleotides. Its product is annotated as ABC transporter D family member 1-like. Gene Ontology annotation, cellular component: peroxisomal membrane. Gene Ontology annotation, biological process: peroxisome organization; very long-chain fatty acid catabolic process; fatty acid beta-oxidation. The record is from RefSeq and is a predicted model, not a curated record. The transcript is spliced from 2 exons. Lineage: Eukaryota; Viridiplantae; Streptophyta; Magnoliopsida; Malvales; Malvaceae. Gene Ontology annotation, molecular function: ATP binding; ABC-type transporter activity; long-chain fatty acid transmembrane transporter activity. Bases 3 to 242 code for a protein of 79 amino acids.